GACUUCCCCUGGGCUACAGGCCAAGAUGGAUGUGCACCUCAAUACUCCUGAGGGUCAGGAGAGCGCAAGCAACAGUGGCAAGGGGAGCAGCCGCACAGGAAACCAGCAAGAUGUUGCUAUGAGGACAGAUUCAUCCGAGAUGACUGAUGUGGAGUCCGUGGUCAACAAUUUUGCCUCUUCGGCCAGGACUGGCCGCCGGAAUGCCGUGCCGGACAUCCAGGGCUCAGCCGGGAUGGGCGGGUCCGCAGAGCUGCCCCUCAAACUGGAGGCCCUGUCCAUGAAGGAAGAUGUACAAAAGAAAAAUGAAGAAACAACACAAAGGCAAUUGGAAAAGCCGAAGAAAGAAGAAAAAUGAAGGCUCAAAAACUAUCAAAAGUACUGAAUUUCUGUACAUUGAAAGACUUAGUGGCUCUGCAUUCCUGAGAUAUUUGAUCUGGUAGUAACUAUGGUAACAUUGUAGCCCUAAACAACAUGUGUGUAUUAGACAAUUUUGUUGUGAUGCUACUCACUUAGAAUGCAACCAUGAUGUCCAGUGUGGGUUAUUAAAAAGCAUAUUACUUCCAAAUUGCACCCUAGGAAAAGGCUAAGAAUGUAUGGUCACUUAAAUCCGUAUCAUUAUCUAUAAACCCAACAAAAUCCACUGCUCUCUUUUGGAUUUACUUAGCCAGAUGUAUUUUUAAUUCCAUUUUUAUGGUAAUGGAUGACUUGUUUCUUAGUAAAUAUAAAGCAAACACCAUUCAUUUAAAAAUUAUUGGAAUUUCUAAGACAUUAUGGUUUUUUGGUAGGAAGGAAUAAUGGUCAAAAACACAGAGAGUGUUUGUUUUGUAACCAGAAAUACACCAUUUUUCCCCAAACCCUAAAAGGAUUUGGAAAAAUUACAGAAGUUGGACAACCUAAAUAUCUCUAGGAUGUUUUUGUU
Messenger RNA from Lontra canadensis (Northern American river otter), 919 nucleotides. RefSeq names its product cAMP-dependent protein kinase inhibitor beta (gene PKIB). Gene Ontology annotation, cellular component: nucleus; cytoplasm. NCBI's taxonomy places the organism in Eukaryota, Metazoa, Chordata, Mammalia, Carnivora, Mustelidae. The record is from RefSeq and is a predicted model, not a curated record. Gene Ontology annotation, biological process: negative regulation of cAMP-dependent protein kinase activity. The transcript is spliced from 4 exons. Gene Ontology annotation, molecular function: cAMP-dependent protein kinase inhibitor activity. The coding region runs from base 26 to 355 and encodes 109 amino acids.